UCACUACGUUUCCCUCCCCUGGCUCUGGGGGUCCUGGGAUGGCUCGGGGGUUGGGGUCUGCGCCAGCCAAGCUCUCACAAUGGGCUAGAACCUUCCCUCCCUCUAGGUUCUCAUCCACUUCAGCUCCUCUCCCUGUCCCAGGGAGGGGAGGCAGGGUGUUGAGAGAGUGGGGGGGGAGGGGGCUUUGCCCCUGCAGCUCCUACUUCUUCCCUCACCACUGCACUUGAAGCCCCCAAGAGACACCCCCUAGGGGCCCCUCUCUAAGUGACAGUCACUGGCCUGCAGCUGCUCCCUCUCCUCCCUCCCCUCCCGUGUCCUGUGCUGGUCUGGCCCCUGCCCAGGGCUUGCGCCUUGUGGUUUUGGAGAAAUGGCUGUGGUCAUGAGGUUCUUCUGGUGGGUGUGGCGAAAGUUCACACACUGGGUUUUCUUCUGGAAGCACAAAGUGAAGCUGCCCGAGGCUCCAGGGCUCCCCGACUCUGUGAACAUCAACCUGCUGGGAGCGGAGAAGGCCGGCAAAGUGACGGAGACACUCACAUUGGUGCAGCCCCUCCAGGAGACCACGUUCCUUACCCUGGAGGAGCUCCCCAAGCUGGUGGGACCCUGUGCCGCCCUGGUUGACUCUGCAGCUGCUGCUGGGACCGGGACGGGGGCCCCAGCUGGGGUGGAGCUAGCGCAUGGGAACCGCUCUCUGCUGCAGCUGCCCCGCACAGCUGUCAAGUCCGUGUCCACCCUCAUGGUCUCCGCCCUGCAGUCAGGCUGGCAGAAGUGCACCUGGAAGUCGUCUGUGAGUUCUACCUCGGUGACUUCCCAAAUAAGGACCAGCUCCUCUCUGGAGUCCCCGGAGGCAGAGAUGCUGCGGGAAGUGUACCUGGUGCUGUGGGCCAUGCGCAAGCAGCUGCGGCAGCUAGCCCGCAGGCAGGAGAGGCGGAGGCAGCGCCACCUGUGGGCCCGCUCCUGUGCCCAGCCUGACCCCGCCCCGGGCCUGAAGCAGGAGGUCCGGAGUCCCCUCUAGAGGGGAGGCCCGCAUCCUAGCAAACCCCCGCCUCCCACCGAGGUCAGGCUGCAGGCAAGGUCAGGGCAGCAGGCCCUGGAGUUAUGGGUUGAGGAGGCGGUUUCUCAUGUGGCCUCUUCGUUGGAUGAGAGGAUGAAGGGCCCCGUGCCUGGGGCCCCACACACUCGUCCCCUUCCUUCUUUAAAGGAAAAUAAUAAUAAUAAAAAAAUUUAGCAAAAUGUUGGAAAAUAAAUACCAAAUGUUUCUGA
Erinaceus europaeus (western European hedgehog) is the source of this 1260-nucleotide messenger RNA. RefSeq names its product sperm acrosome developmental regulator (gene SPACDR). The record is from RefSeq and is a predicted model, not a curated record. The coding region runs from base 368 to 1012 and encodes 214 amino acids. Lineage: Eukaryota; Metazoa; Chordata; Mammalia; Eulipotyphla; Erinaceidae. The transcript has 3 exons.